Molecule: messenger RNA, 609 nt
Organism: Synchytrium microbalum
Lineage: Eukaryota; Fungi; Chytridiomycota; Chytridiomycetes; Synchytriales; Synchytriaceae
Exons: 6
Coding region: 1-609 (202 amino acids)
Cellular component (GO): mitochondrion
Source: RefSeq, a predicted model, not a curated record
AUGAACGCAGCCAGAGUCAUUCGAGCAACCCAUCGGAUUCGAGGUGCCGCCUUUUAUUCGACUAAUUCGAGCUAUAAUUUCGAUACAUAUCGCUUCGUGAACCGCCUUGAAAGCGAGUCUUUUGAAAGGGAACGAGCUGAGGCGAUAAUGACAAGUCUCAAUGACGUCGUGCAUGAGUCCGUGACAAACAUAACGAAAAACAUGGUCCUUAAAUCCGAAAUGGAGAAAUCGCACUACCAAACCAAAGUCGAUUUCGCUCAAGUGCGAACAGAGCUUCAGCUGCUGGAACAAAACCAAUACGCUAUUCUGAGGGCUGAUACGCAACGGCUGUCAGCUGAGGCCGACAAAUUACGGAGACGAGUAUACGAGGAAUUAAGACGAGUGCAGUCUUCUGUCCGUCUGGAAAUGAGUUUAGAGAAGGGGAGGAUAAGGGAUGAGCAAGCCUCGCAAGAGUUAAAAGUACGGGAAGCUGCUUCUCGUGUGGAUUCGGAAGUUGCAAAUCUGCGGACACAGUUAGAAGGAAUCAACUGGGAGCUUUUUAGGACUCUGGUGCCUUUGUUUUGUGCAUUUGGAGGGUUGUUCUUUGCUUAUUUGCGACUCGUCAAGUAA